Messenger RNA from Cladocopium goreaui, 2863 nucleotides. Lineage: Eukaryota; Dinophyceae; Suessiales; Symbiodiniaceae. The record is from the annotation of a GenBank genome assembly.
UCUCCAGUGGGCCCCGGGCCAGAAACAGGCUCCUGCGCCAUGGCGGCUGCUCUGCAAAUGGUGCACUUUGAAGAGAAACUGCAGAAAGCCAUGCAAGACGUGAAGCUGAUCUUGGACUCUGAGAAAUGCAUGUCGCGCAUGUCGCUGCCCCAAGAGACUCAUCAUACGUAUGAAGACAAGUUUGGCCUGGUGGAGCGCUGCAGUGCGAUGACCUUAGCCUCGCAUUGGAAUUGCUUCGAGCUUUUGGGGCUGACGAAGGAGGCCCUCUUGGAAGCCAAAGACUGGGCAGAUGGAAAUGCCGAGGUCUCCUUGUGCUUUCGCGCGGACGAGCGCUGCGAGUUUCUGCGGGAGGAAACGCGUGAAGUGGAGGAGCCCUCGUGUGGCGCUCUGGACAUUUCCAGCGUGGGGGUGGCAUUGGGACUCAUGAGCAAAACCGUGACCCGAGUUACAGAGUACCUUUGGCACUUUGAGGUGACCUACACCCUAGACCUUCUCCGUGGAGUCGGCGCCGAGCGCCGCCGUCUGACGAGCGCCACGACGUCGGCGCAGCUGACGACCACGGCGAAGUUGGCGCCAAGGCGCAUGCAGGUGCCGGCCAUCAGUAAAGAAAUCAACAUGACGUUCUUCUUCAAGCAUUUGGAGCCUUCCAGCGACGGUCAACCAGGUUACUGUCCGCGCUUCCAAAUUCCACGGGACUCCAAGACCAAGACACCGCGGCGCAAUCAGCAGGUGGAAGAGAUGUGGCACUAUCUGCAGAAUCUCAAAGCCUUUGCUGGCUCAGUAGAACGAUAUCUCUCCCAGCUAGCGGAUGGCACCAGACAAAACUGCAGCGCAGAGGCGGUCUUCGUUCCAAUGUUGCCUCUCUUGCAGGCCGAGGGCCAUCCAGAGGAAGGGGCCGAACAAGUAGAAAGCAGGAUCUGUGUUCGACUGGACGCUGAUGGACCCGGUGGCGUCAUAUCGUCGGACUGCAACCGAUUGCUGGCAGAGGAGAUGCGCAGUCUGGCGGUGAAAAGGCAAGAACUCUCCGAAGAAUUCGCUGAGAGCCAUGGCGUUUUCCGCUUGCAAGAAGCAACUCUGGUGCUGGCUCUCAAGCAUUGCCUGGAUGUGGUGGAGCGAUGGUGUGAUAGUGUGGAUUUCGUGGAAUCCUUGCUGCGUCGCCAGCUGAGCGCCUGCAUUGGCCGCAGUUUGACUGCAGCGGAUGUGGCCAAUUGCAUGCGCUUCCAUCACAGGAAGCUCUUCGCUGCUCCCUACCAGCCGCGGCCCUUCAGUUUCUCCGUGCGCUCGGCAACAGAUCGCUGCGCCGAAGGGGUCGUGAGCAUCGAUGAAGAUGGAGGAGCUCCAGUGUGGACUAUGUGCGCUAGGAGAUCUGAGCAGACCAUGAAGUUUGCCUUGAACGCAUCGACCAGUGUCUCCUUCACGGGUGAAUUGCAUCUGCAUGCGUGGUUGGCCGAGCGCUUUGAGGGAGCAACCAGCAACCUGUCCCUGGUCUCCCGGGCCCGACAGUUCAGUUGCUUCAUGGUGCUGCUCUGCAAAGUGAUCUCUGGCGACGAGUUGGAGGUGUCCCAUGCCGUGCUGCUGCAGAACAAGGACGAAGUGCAGAUUCCCCUGGAGUUAGCGACGAUCCCCACCCCCAAAGAGUUCAGAGAUGCCAUCGAGUCGCUCUCCCCCGAACAGCAGCAGUUUGCCAAGGCUUUUCGAGCCAUGCAGCUGGAGAGCACACUCUGCGGCAUCUUGGUGGUGCAGUUGAAACCGCAACUGGAGCGUCUCUUGAGGCUGCCUGUGGAGGCCUUGACCAAGGAGAUAAAACUGACCCAAGAUCUCCUGCAGCUCUUCAUCAAGUAUCAGAUACCCAGUGAUCUGUUGGCCUUCAGCCCCACGGCGGAACCUGUGGGCGCCGUGGAGGCAGUCAGGGCCAAGGCGGAGGAGAUGUGGCGGAUGAUAGACGCAGAGAAGCAGAAGGAGAUCGAGGACAAGCGUCAGGCGGCGAGAUUUGCCGCAGGGAUGCUACGGCCGAUGGGAUGGAAUGACCAAGAGGACCUGGAGAAGGCGCGCCAGAAAGUGUCAAGCUUGAAGUGUAUCAGCUCGGACAUUGCGGAGGUCAAAGAUACGAUGAACCGCAAUCUGGAUGCCAUGCUCACGCGCGGUGAGUCACUGGAGGCAAUGAUGCAGAAGUCCAAGGAUUUGUCCACCAGUUCGGUGCAGUUCUACAAGUCGGCGAAGCGCAGCAAUGCCAUUGGACUGUUCGCUUCGAGGAGGGGAGCGCCUUCACAGCCAGCGGCGCAGACAAUGACAAAGAAGGACCGUGUGGACCGUGCGAGCCAUUCCAGUCGCAGCAGCAGCACCAUCAGCCCCUCACCCGCCAUGGCGCUGGCAGAGCCAGCACCGGCGCCGCCCUUCGCGCCACCGGCGCGGCCGGCGGGACCGCAGGGAGUGGCCACGGGGGACUGGGACGUAACGCAGGUGCCCAAGCAGCUGGAUGAAGCGCUGGAAAAGGUGGAUGCUGUGAGACCUACGAUCAUCACGGCCGGGGAAGUCUGGACCAAACGAUCGCAGCCCGAAUUCUUAGCAGCUCAGAAGACGGAGAAACUGCAGAAAGACCAGAUCAAGCAGGAAAAGGACUCGGCCUUCGAACUCCUCGACGCUCUCACGAAGUCGGGCGCUCUAGCCCUCAGCCACGCCACGCUGCAUGUGGUGCUGUGCGCCAGCCAGUGCUUCGUCUUGCCGGCCUCGCCUCAUCCGAAGCUCUGGAAGGAGGGGAUCCGGCGGCCGCUGCGCCGUGAUGCUCAAAGUUUUUGGGGUCAGUGGAAUGAUGGGCUCCACUUCCAGUUUUAGGUAGUUAUACCCUCUGGUAAUUUAACAUGGC